AGGAGGAAAACACAAGGUAACAAAGGGCCUCCCCUCGCUCUUCCUAUGUCCUAACCCUAAACAAAUUAACAGACAUGUGUCCACUUUCCUCGAUCCUCUCUAAAAUCUAUUCUCAUGUCUUUCCUUUUCCGUUAAAUUAACAGUAGCACACACUCGCAAUCUCUGCUUCAUCCACUUUUUGUGAUAUGCCUUCACUUUCUCUUCGUUAUUAUUUACAUGUUUUAUUCCAAGUUUUUUUUUUUAAUUCUCCCAGCGGUAAAGAAUAGCAACAACCUUAGGACUUAUUUCUGGUAAGAUUCUGAUUUCACCACUGUCUAUCUGUUCUUAGUUAUCCCUUUUAUGGUGAUCCACUGGUCUGAAAUUUGUUGGCAUAGAAGGAGAAAGAAAAAUCCAACACCUCCAAUCUUUAACUUUUGUUUCACCUAACUCCUACAUAUCUUCCUAGUAUUUCAUUUUCAUUUUGUUCAAGAAUCAGUCUCUCUCCUUUUUGUGCUUUAGAUUUGGGUUUUUUAUUUUUCAAUAUACAUAAUUGUAUAGCCAAUUAGUAGUUGGAAUAGUGAAGAUUAAGACUUUUUGGAUCUGGGUUCAGUUCAUUUCUGUUGGGUUUUAAUCAGCUUAAGUGUAUCGCUGGUUGAGCUGAGCAAAAAGGAGAGUGAGCUUGUUUUUGGUUUCAAAGACUUUUUAUCUAGUUGAGCUAAAAGGGCUUGUUGGUGAUUUAGUGUUUUAAAAGUGGCUAAGAUGAGUUUGAGUGCUGCCGAGGAUAAUUCGGCAUCAGAGAUUCAUCUACCAGCUGAUAUAGAUUGGCAUAUGCUUGACAAGUCGAAGUUUUUCUUUCUUGGGGCAGCAUUAUUUUCAGGUGUAUCAGCUGCUCUCUACCCUGUUGUUGUUUUAAAGACUAGGCAACAGGUUUUGCCCACGCAAAUCUCGUCCCUCAAAUUGUCAUUGUCAAUUAUGAAUCAUGAAGGUGUGAGAGGAUUCUAUAGGGGUUUUGGUACUUCUUUGAUGGGUACAAUCCCAGCUCGUGCACUUUACAUGACGGCGCUUGAGGUUACUAAGAGUAAUGUUGGGACUGCAACUGUUAGGUUAGGGUUUUCAGAUACUACAGCAACAGCUAUUGCUAAUGCUGCUGCUGGGUUGAGUUCUGCCAUGGCUGCGCAGGUAGUUUGGACCCCAAUUGAUGUUGUGAGCCAAAGACUCAUGGUACAAGAUUGUAAUGGUAGCAGCAUCAAGAGUAGCAAGAAUAUGAUCCCCAGUUCGAGUUCGUGUAGGUAUAUGAAUGGUAUUGAUGCAUUUAGGAAGAUUUUGAAUGCGGAUGGUCCAAGAGGGUUGUAUAGAGGAUUUGGGAUAUCAAUAUUGACUUAUGCACCAUCUAAUGCAGUUUGGUGGGCAUCUUACUCUGUGGCUCAUAGGCUUGUGUGGGGUGGUAUUGGUUGCUAUGCCAGCAAGAAAGAUGAGAAUGCUGUAAAUGGUGGUGGGGGUUGUGGUUAUAGGCCGGGUUCAAAGGAAAUGGUGGCAGUACAAGGGGUAUGUGCAGCCAUGGCUAGUGGAGUUUCGGCUAUGAUUACUAUGCCACUUGACACAAUUAAGACACGCUUGCAGGUUUUGGAUAGAGAGGAAAAUGGAAGAACAAGGCCAUUGACAGUUAUGCAAACAGUUAGGAACUUGGUGAAGGAAGGUGGUUUUGCAGCUUGUUAUAGAGGAUUGGGACCAAGGUGGGUUUCAAUGUCAAUGUCUGCAACAACCAUGAUCACAACAUACGAGUUUUUGAAACGUUUAUCUACCAAGAACAGAGAUAGCUUGACCUCAUGACUCGAGAGCAAUGGAAGAGGAAAGACUUUUUCCACUUGAAAUCCUUGAAAUUUUUGUUAUUUCUGUACCGUGUCUCUUUAUCAGCCUGCUCCCCAAGAUGGCCUAUCAAUGUAAAUUUUUGUUUUCCUGCUUCCCCGUUAUUUUCAGUGGAAAUCAAUGUAAACUUUAGUAUAGUAAUAACAAGGCCUUCCUAUCUGUGCUUCUA
Messenger RNA from Populus trichocarpa (black cottonwood), 2014 nucleotides. RefSeq lists its product as uncharacterized. Gene Ontology annotation, biological process: transmembrane transport. Bases 739 to 1809 code for a protein of 356 amino acids. NCBI's taxonomy places the organism in Eukaryota, Viridiplantae, Streptophyta, Magnoliopsida, Malpighiales, Salicaceae. The record is from RefSeq and is a predicted model, not a curated record. The transcript has a single exon.